Helobdella robusta is the source of this 3162-nucleotide messenger RNA. RefSeq lists its product as hypothetical. The record is from RefSeq and is a predicted model, not a curated record. Gene Ontology annotation, cellular component: endoplasmic reticulum membrane; plasma membrane; junctional membrane complex. NCBI's taxonomy places the organism in Eukaryota, Metazoa, Annelida, Clitellata, Rhynchobdellida, Glossiphoniidae. The coding region runs from base 1 to 3162 and encodes 1053 amino acids. The transcript has 9 exons.
AUGACGUCUGGCGGAAGAUUUGAUUUUGACGACGGAGGGACCUACUGCGGGGGCUGGGAAGAGGGAAAAGCCCACGGCUACGGCGUUUGCACGGGGCCCAAAGGUCAAGGUGAAUUUUCAGGGUCGUACCACUGUGGCUUUGAAGUCUGCGGUGUCUACAAGUGGACGACGGGCAGUAGUUAUAAGGGCCAAUGGACGCAAGGAAAACGUCAUGGUCUGGGGGUGGAGAACAAGGGUAGGUGGGUCUAUCAGGGGGAAUGGACACAAGGAUUUAAAGGUAGGUAUGGAAUUAGGAUUAGCACGACGACGGGGGCGAAAUACGAGGGCUCAUGGACCACGGGGCUGCAAGAUGGGUAUGGGGUCGAGACCUACGCUGACGGAGACAUCACUCCGCUUGGAAAUAUUUUUAUGUUGGUAACAGGAAAGUCACAAGAACUGAUUACCAAAUCCAAAGUACCACCCAACACAUGUGUUGGCACCUACCAGGGCCAGUGGCUCCGCGGCAUCAGGCACGGCUACGGUGUUCGACAAAGCGUUCCAUACGGCCUGGCUACCCUCAGCCGACAAAAAAUCGGUCGCGAUUCUCUGACGUCACUGAGAAGCGAGUCCGAAGAUGACGUCAUCGUAAAAGAAAGAGAUCGCAAGAUGGCGGAAGUGAGGGGUGGGUUUGUUCUGACGGCCACAAGAUCCACUUCGGAGACCCGACAUUUAGCCCGCAAGUUUCCCUGGUUCAAAGGAAAGUACGAGAAACGAGCCAACAGUGCCGAGCCAACGAGUCCGACAAAAGCUAGCGGACCAAAAGCCAGCAUACGAAGAGCUUUCGACGGAUUGAAGCUACGCAAACAGCGCAGCGAAGAGUUGAAUCUCAACGGUUUCAACACCAGUCCAACUUCCACAAGUCCAACGGCGGCUGAUCGUCGCUACACCAGUAGCACGGGCUCCGGGCGCAGCUGGCGACGUAGAAAGCACGACGACGACGCCACGAUCAAAAGCAACGCAAGCAGCUGCGCCUCGUCAUCGCUUCGGUACUCGCCAAUCAGUGCGGCUGCUUCUGAGAGCUGCGCCAGUUUUGCUCAAGACGAGACGACGGACCUGAACGCUGUGGAGACGUACGCUGGCGAGUGGAAGAAUGACAAGCGGUCGGGUUUCGGCGUGAGCGAGCGGACUGACGGCUUGAAGUACGAAGGUGAGUGGGAGAACAACAAACGGAAUGGUUACGGUGCUACAACAUUUCCAGACGGCACGACCGAAGAGGGGAGGUACAAGGUGGACGUGUUGGUCAGUUGGGGCAAGAAGAACAAGUUGAUGAUGUUGCGGGCAGGCAAGAUGAGGGAGCAGGUGGACAAUGCCAUCUCUGCAGCUAAGAGGGCUUCACACAUUGCCAUUCAAAAAUCUGCCAUUGCUGUUUCGAGAAUGAACAUGGCUCAAGCGAAGGCUGAAGCCGCCAUGCAAACGGCUUCCAAAGCCAUUGCCGACGCUGAAAAAGCAAAAGGUAAAGCCAUGGAACUUGCACCUGAAUUUAUGGCUGAAAUAACUAAAAAAGACAACGCAGCCCUGGCGGCAUCAGCCUCCUCAUCGGGCCUGCCACACCACCUGCCUGCCCACCUCAUCGGCAAGUCGAACUUCCACAGUUACGACACCAACCAGGGCCCUCAUGACGUUCAGAGUUCAUUCGUCUCCCAGUUCACUGACCACUACAACCCGCAACAUCAAGUCAGCCAAGCUAAACACUUUAUGAGUAGAAUCACUAAAAAUGUUAGCGAAGCCGUCGAAUCCAGUAGAGCCGGACACGACGACUCUGCGAAAUCGCCACUCCCAACAAUCGGCAAUGUUCUUCUAUCGGUCGGCUUAGACACGUCGCUGUAUAAAAGUCUAGCCACCAAGCCACGACCAGCAAACGAGAUGAACGCAACAUUACCGGUGACUCAGCAACAAAUUUUGCAGAUGCAGCAACAGCAGCAGCUGCAACAACAGCAGCUUCAGCAGCUUCAACAACAAUCCUUGCAAAAACAACCACCUCAACAACUUUUACAACAUCAGCAACAGUUUUCCGAACGAUUUCUGCAAAGUAACAAUCCGCAGCAGAAGCAGCAGCAGCAGACGGUGACUACAAAACAAAAGGAGUUGGUGAAAAAAAAUUUAGAAAUGAAACAAAAUCAGAGCCCGACAAACAAUUUGACAAAUGACAACAGUUCAACAAAUGUUGCGAGAAUUUUAAUCGACAAGAACAAACGAUUGGCCGAGUUGUUAGACCAAUCAGUGCUAGAUGACCAUUUCGACCAGUACCAGACAUGGGACGAAUCAUCGUCGUCGUCAUCAACAAGUAACAUCAACAAAAAACCAUCAACAAACCCUCAACAACAACAGCAACAGCAACAGCAGCAACAAUUUGAUGUUGCAACAACAACAAACCCAACGUACUCGAGCUACAACAGCACAAGCAGCAACAACCCACGCAACAUGUCUCAACAGAAGCAACAACAACAACAGCAACAUUCAUACGUGGUGAACCCGACAUUUAGUUACGACCGAACACGGCAACAUUAUCAACAACAACUUCAACAACACCAGCCACAACAACCUAACAUCGGCUUCAUCGACUACAACAACAGCGAAAACAUCAACUUCAGCGACUACAGCGACGACUACCAGAGCCCUGUCAUCGAUCCCAUCCCAGCUAUCAACUUUGAACGCCGACAAACUCUACCAGCCGGCCAACUUCGACAACAAACAACAAAAACCUCAUCGACUGCAACAAAAUCACCACUCCAAAACCAGCCCAAAACAUCUCGACAACAACUACCCACACUAUCAAACCCAACGAACGCAACGACAUCUCAGCUUAAAUCGGCAAAAAACGCUCUGGGAAGUACACCAAACGUUUCGAAAAGGGUUAAAAAUUCAGGAGGUAGUACCACACCCCCCGCUAUACCCCGUGAAGAAGUUCACUUCAUGAGCGUUCGUAGGCGAGAAGAAUUGAGGUUGAUGAGAGAGGAGGAAGAGAGAAGGAGGCAGCAAGAGUUGGUCCUUAGUUUCGCCGAAAUCAAAAACUGGUGCCAGCAGAGACAGUUUGUGGUUUUUGUCAUAGCUCUCAACCUAGGCCUCCUGCAAAAAGUACAUAAAGCUGAGGCGAACACAAUAGCAAACAAAAAUGUAAUGUGA